Messenger RNA from Ipomoea nil (Japanese morning glory), 1176 nucleotides. RefSeq lists its product as uncharacterized. The record is from RefSeq and is a predicted model, not a curated record. NCBI's taxonomy places the organism in Eukaryota, Viridiplantae, Streptophyta, Magnoliopsida, Solanales, Convolvulaceae. The transcript has a single exon. Bases 1 to 1176 code for a protein of 391 amino acids.
AUGCAUGGUAGGCCCAUUCUCUCACUAAAAGCUCCGGGAAACACACAGAACCAGAGAGGGAAGGAAGAAGAGGAAAUGGAUGGUCAGCGGCCGGGAAUUCUCUCGCCAUGCAGCAGUGGAAGAAGAAGCGGGGAUGCCACCUCGCCGGAAUUUGAGUUCUGGAUGCUCCGGAACCCGUCUUUCCCUCAGCCCAACCUUCUCUCCGCCGAUGAGCUUUUCUCCGAUGGAGUCCUGUUACCGCUUGAUCUCCUCCCGCAGGAAGGUAACGCUUGCUCCGAUGAGUCUCCGGGAGAAAUUUUUGGGUCAUGUGAUACUGACCCGCCGGAAACGUCCGGGUCGACCCGACCCGGGGUUUCUGCGGCGGCGGCGGUGGACGGGUCGUCUGGCGGCGGCGGCGCCAUGGUUGGCGGUUCGAAGCGGUGGAAGGAUAUUUUUAAAAAAGGGGAGAAGAAGGAGAAGAAGGGAGCGGUUGAGGAGAAUGUGAAGGAGAAAGAGAAGAAGGAGAAGAAGGGCGGCGUGAUUGGACAUAACGGGGCGAGCGCGGCGGAGCUGAACAUAAAUAUCUGGCCGUUUUCGCGGAGCAGAUCGGCGGGGAACAGCGGGUCGCGGCCGCGGUUGGGGGCCGCCGGAUCCGGGUUGACUCACCGGAAAGUGAGUAGCGCGCCGUGUUCGCGGAGUAACUCAGCGGGUGAAUCCAAGUCGAGAAAGUGGCCGACCAGUCCGACCCGAGCCGGUGUCCACUUGGGCCGGAGCAGCCCGGUUUGGCAGGUCCGCCGUAGCGGCGGAGCCACCACUCGAACCACCGAAAAUCUCUCAAAAGCCGCCGAAAAGGCUCUCAAAAAGGAACCAAAUGCCGAUAAACCCGUAAAAAAAGACAGCAACGUUUCUAAAUCCAUCAAAAAAGAAGGAAACGACUGCCGCCGGAAAAACCCAUCCGCCGUCCACGGCGGCGCACCCAAAGCUCGAGUCUUGAACUUGAACGUUCCGAUGUGUAUCGGAUACCGACACCAUCUAAGCUGCAGAAGCGACGAAAACAGUACCAUUGCAGUCGCCGCGGCUGCAGCCGCCGCCGCCGCAUCUGAAGGCGGUCAAAACGGCGGCGGAGUUCCCGGCGAAGCAGUACGCGGCAGUAAUUUAUUUAAUCUCCGAAAUCUCUUUACCAAGAAAGUAUAUUAA